AUGGGUUUCCUUAGCAAGAUCCCUGCCUCUUCUAUCAAGAAGUACGCCGGCAAGGCCGUCAAGGUUACCACCAACGUGGCCAAGGUUGCCAAGGUUGUCAAAGUUGCCAAGGGCGCCGACAAGACCUCGAAGAACGGCAGCGCUGACGAUGCCACUGCCUACAAUGGCGGACAGGACCUCGAAGACGAAGAUAUCUUCUGGGUAAACGAGCAGGAGGAUUUCGAGACAAUGCUUCACGCCGCAAAGAACAAGCCCGAGCCUACCAAGACCGAAGUGAACGACUUCAUGGGCGAACUCCGAAUGAUUGAAGAACUCCGCGACGCUGCCGAGAAUUCAUACAAGCACCCUGACGUUGUCAAGAUGGAGAAGUAUCUUACCGAGAUCAACAACAAGACUGAUCGGGCUCAGCGACCCGUGUCCCCCUCGAACGACAAUGAAGGACAUGGGGGACCUUGCCACCCGGAUUGUGUGCAGUGUCAGUUGGAAGCGAGGGUCUAUGAGAAGGCGCAUCGACACGUGGUGGGUUUGUUGAAGUUUAUCGAGCCAGGAAUGAUUCCCGACCAGCAGGGUUUGAAGGAGCUUAUUGAGAAGUACAUGUGA
This is a messenger RNA of Fusarium coffeatum, 600 nucleotides long. RefSeq lists its product as uncharacterized. The record is from RefSeq and is a predicted model, not a curated record. Bases 1 to 600 code for a protein of 199 amino acids. Lineage: Eukaryota; Fungi; Ascomycota; Sordariomycetes; Hypocreales; Nectriaceae. The transcript has a single exon.